Molecule: messenger RNA, 2373 nt
Organism: Danio rerio (zebrafish)
Lineage: Eukaryota; Metazoa; Chordata; Actinopteri; Cypriniformes; Danionidae
Source: RefSeq, a predicted model, not a curated record
GACAGUUCGCUCAUGCACGCGCAGGGGAUGUGACGUCAGAGAGCCGCGCCUCCGCUCAGCUGCAGUCGCCGAAUACCGAUGAGAAACGGAGAAAAGUCGAGCAAACUCUCCGGGACAGACACGCGGGCGGCGGAGCGACUCAAACACACUCAGACAUGUCGGAUUUCAACGACUCUCUGAUUGACGUGUCCAGCGACAGCUUCUGGGAGGUGGGAAACUACAAGCGUUCAGUGAAGCGAGUGGACGAUGGGAACCGUCUGUGUAACGACCUGAUGAGCUGCCUGCACGAGCGCGCACGCAUCGAGAAGAGCUACAGCACACAGCUCACCGACUGGGCCAAGCGCUGGAGACAGACCAUCGAGAAAGGCCCUCAGUACGGGACGGUGGAGCGGGCGUGGUGCGCUCUGAUGACCGAGGCCGAGAAGGUGAGCGAUCUGCACAUGGAGGUGAAGGCCGCUCUGAUGGCGGAGGACUUUGAGAAGAUCAAGAACUGGCAGAAGGACGCCUACCACAAGCAGAUGAUCGGGGGCUUCAAGGAGACCAAAGAGGCGGAGGACGGCUUUCGCAAGGCUCAGAAACCCUGGGCCAAGAAGCUGAAGGAGAUGGAGACCAUGAAGAAGGCGUACCACACGGCCUGCAAAGAGGAGAAAACAGCCACCAGCAGAGAGAACUCCAGCAAACUGGACAACAGCAACCCCGAAGCCCAGAAGAAGCUGCAAGAGAAGGUGGAGAAGUGCCAGCAGGAGGUGCAGAAGACAAAGGAGCGCUACGAGAAGUCUCUGGAGGAUCUGGACAAGGUGACGCCGCAGUACAUGGAGAACAUGGAGCAGGUGUUCGAGCAGUGGCAGCAGUUCGAGGGAAAGAGAUUGAGCUUCUUCAAGGAGGUCCUGCUGGAGGUCAAGCAGCACCUCGACCUCUCCUCCAAUCACAAGUACACCACCGUCUACCACACGCUACAGGACACUAUCCAGGGAGCAGAUCCACAAGAGGACCUCAAGUGGUUCCGCUCAAACCACGGACCCGGCAUGACCAUGAACUGGCCCCAGUUUGAGGAAUGGUCCAUGGACCUGAACCGGACCCUCAGCCGCCGGGAAACGAAGCGCAGACCUGCUGAGGGAGUGACCCUGACAGCGAUCAGUCACAAUCCUGAGCAGAGCUCCAGAGUCAGCAGUGUGCCUGCGGUCAGUAGUUCAGAAGCGGCAUGCUUAAACCCGUUUGAUGAUGAUGAUGAUGAUGAAGAUGAGGAUGAAGAGCCGGUGGUCACACACACCCACAGCAGCCCGGUCAAACAUGAGGAGGCUGUAGCACAAACUAGUGCCGCAGUAGAGAAGGCUCCUGCUCCAGCUGCCAUCACUGCUGCUGAUGAUGAUGAUGAUGAAGAGUCAGGAAACCCCUUCUCCUCCUCGUCAGCCAAUGGGAAUCCGUUUGAGGAGGAGCCGUCCACGGAGAUGUGUGUGCCGGUGCGCGCUGUCUAUGACUAUGAGGGACAGGAGCAGGACGAGCUCAGCUUCAAAGCAGGAGAUGAGCUGGUGAAGCUGAGUGAGGAGGACGAGCAGGGCUGGUGUAAGGGGCGUCUGAGCAACGGCACUGUUGGUCUGUAUCCUGCCAACUAUGUGGAGGAUCUGCAGUGAGCGACCACACACACACACACACACACACUCCGGCGCGCUCGCUGUCCCCCGCGCUGGUCUGAUGCUCACCGCAGAUUUUACAGAUGAUUUUAUCAAGAUGCCAUGAUUUUACCACAGCUCUGACACUGCUGGAGCUCUACUACACUCCUGUGUGUGCGCGUGUGUGUGUGGGCGUGUGUGUGUGUGUGUGUUCUGUAGCUUUACUUCACCUCUGCACUGCUGGACUCACACACACUGUCCACUGAUGUAGAGAGCUGUGUCACCUGUGUGUGUGUAUGAGAGUAUGUGUUUGCGUGUGUAUGUAAGUGUGAGCAAGUGUGAUUGAAAGUGUGCACAUGAGUGUGUGUGUGUGUGUGUAUGCGUGAGAGUGAGCAAAUGAGUGUGUGUGUGCAUGUGUAAAUGCUGUAAUCAGCUUAAGAAUGUAAAAUUGAGCCUGCUGCAGGUGUGUGUGUGUGUGUGUGUGUGUGUGUGUGUGUGUGUAAUCAGCUUGAGAAUGUACACUGCUGCAGAUGAAUGUGUGUGUGUGAGAGAGAGAGUUGGCUGUACAUAAUGUGUUCGCUCAGCUCCUUUCUCUCUUUCUCUCAGGUGUGUGUGUGUGUGUGUGUGUGCAGACGCUGAUCUUCCUCCUCUUCUGUCUCACACACACACACAUCGUCAGCUGAAUGUCCACAUGAUGAGUUGUAGUUACAGCUGUAUUUUCUUCUGUCUGUCGUCACUCUGACAAUAAACCAGCAUCAGCUCA